UAAAUCUCCCAAUUUCUUUAACCGCUCCAGUUAUUAGAUCUCCGAUUUCUAGAUUCUGAUCAAUCCAAAUCGGAGACGGUGGUGCUUUGUCAAUUCACGCCGCGAGUCUUUCUUCGUCGAAAACGGUGUUGCUCCGUCUAUUACCGCCGCGAGUCUUGCUUCGUAGAAGACGGUGGUGCUUCGCCGAUUCACGCCGAGUCUUCUUCUUUUACGACGGUAGUGCUACGCGAGAAGGUGAUUCUUUUCAUUUGAAGAGUGAAGAUAGCAGAAAUGGACGCUGGAAUUGAACAGUUUGUGAGGGUAUCAUGUCGGCUAUCGGUUUCCCGACUGAACUAUCUGAUCAAUCUCAUCAAUGCAUGGUCGACGAACAGUAUCCAUUAAUGAUGGUGUGGUUGUGGAGGCUGUAUACAAAUGGGUUCCGGGUUCUCUUGGACUUGAAUUGGUUGGGGAGGGAGGUGAGGGUGACGGCUUUGGCGGAAAUAAUCAACAAGGCCUUGGUGGGAAUGAUCAGCAAGCCGUCCCAGCUGCAGUCGCUGGAGUUUCGGAUAGUGAAGGAGAUGAAGCCGCCUUAGAUGAAGAUCGUGAAGCUGGAGAUGACCAACAGAGCAAGAGAAAGCGAAAGAGAGAACAGAAGGAGAAGAAGGAUGGUCAGGAGGAAGAGAAGGAGAAGAAGAUUCAGAAACUCUGAUAACUCGUCAGUACAUGAUGAUAAGUAGUAGUGUUUUACUUGGAGUAUAGAAGAAUCCAUGAAUUCGUUUUAAAGUUUGUGAAAAUUUUGAGUCAGUUUUUGAUGUUUUUGAAUUACAUACUCGAAAUUCGACCGCAGAGUAAAGAAAAUAAUACUAGAUCUUGAUUC
Arabidopsis lyrata subsp. lyrata is the source of this 856-nucleotide messenger RNA. RefSeq lists its product as uncharacterized. The record is from RefSeq and is a predicted model, not a curated record. NCBI's taxonomy places the organism in Eukaryota, Viridiplantae, Streptophyta, Magnoliopsida, Brassicales, Brassicaceae.